AUGGACCUCGUCGCGGGCCUCGUGGCGACACCCUUUCGGGAAAUCGUCGCCAAGGCCGCCACAGCCGUUCAGAAUGCCGGCGAUGACAAGGACAUGCUCACCGAGGGCCAGAGGCUGGGCCGGGGCGCGGACCGUAUCCUCAAGGCGAUUGAGCCCCUGUGCGAUCGAAUGCUGGCCGACCACGGCGCUGCGUUUAUUGAUGCUCUGAAGGAUAACAACGAUAUUGCAGGCUACCGAUCACGCCUAGAUCUAUUACUGUGGGACUUUGACGAUGUCAUUACGGCCGCAGACUACGACCGCUCAAAGUUCAUCGAGCUGCAGGCCUUGUGCAAGGAGGCUGGUCUGGCCAUUCGCGAGAUACUCAUGCGCAUGAGGCUCGAACCCGCGGCCAAGGACCCCCUUGAACUUGUGUCUCCUGCUUCGACACAUACGGCACAGAUGCCUGGUCGCCAGCCCAGCCUGCCUACGCCAGCGGCAGUCGAGGAGCCCGAACCUAUCCUGGCACCAGUUCCGGCUCCUGUGCCUGACGAACUAGUACUACCAGCGCCAACCACUCCCGAGCCUAAGAUCGAAGAGCCGUCCGUGCCACCGCCGCCUCCGCCGGCCGCCAACCCCUGGGAGCUACGCAUGCCACCCCCUAUCGCCACGGGAGCUGCCGAGGAGUUUUCGCCUGUCGUCGUUGUUGAGCGCCGCCGUCCCGUCUCGGCCAUUGACUCUCCUGUCGAACACAUGUCGCCUGUCGCUUCACCCGCUGUUGUCGAGAACGACCGUGACCGAAGACCCUCCUUUCACACGCCCCGGCGGCUCGAUAUCGGCGUCGACCACAUGAUGCAAGAAUCUACCGACCGCCGCCACCUCACCGUCUCGCCCGACCUCGUUGCCGCCCCAACAGCAGAACAAUCAACAUGUGCCACCGAGAGAUCCUCCUUCUCAGGUCGCGCUCGCUCCUUCACGGGCACCAUUCCGGAAGAGACUGCCGUUGAAGACGCCGAGGCACCCCCCUUUGUUAGCGCCACCAUUCUCCCGAGCCACGUCUACCACCGCUACUCCCACACCAGCAACCAUUCUUCCGAUCACUCGCACCCCUCGCGACAGCGCUCUCAGGAGUCUCUACAUAGCUCUGUCUUGGAGGGCCGCCGUGAUGGCACCACAUCGCCCGCCAUGAUGGAUCACCGCGCGUCCAUCACGUCGAUACAGGCGCCAGAGGAGAACCUCUCGCGUGCGCCGACGAUCCCGGCCAAUUUCCCACCUGGAAUUCACGACGGCAUUGAAGCUGUACCGACGAACCAGAGUGAUUAUUCAGAACUCAUUCCGGUGGAUGCGGCGACCACAGAAGUGGGCGUCGUCUCGAGCCCGCCGCCGCGGGAGCAGGACUGCAGCAUUGGACUUUCGAGCUCGUUUUACCUGUACAAGGGAUUCUGCGAGGGAGCCAAGGAUGUCAUGCGAGGAGGCAUCGGCAUCAAGAAGACGAAGAAGCCUGGGAUCGGCUAUCGCAUUCGGUUCCUGCAAAAGAGCCACAUUGCCACGAAGCGCGCCGACGAGACGCUCUAUGGGUGCGUCUUCUGUGUCGAGGCCCAGGCCACGACGGAACCGAGCGACGCGACGGUCUUCUUCACGCAACGAGCCCUGUUCGAACAUCUCGCGCGCCAUGCGCGACCGCUGCCUCACGUCAAGGGCCUCGCGGUCGUCGACGGCGGGGAGGUUCCGUUUAACCUGAGGAACAACUACGAUCUGCACUUUAAGAUGCCGCCGUCGCGGUCUCCGCUGGCGGGGCAGGAAGACGAGAUUGCGACGCAGGCUACGGGGCGGGCGCGGACGACGGUCAAGAGGAUGUACGGGAUGCGGAUGCUUGGGGACCGCACGCCGGCGUUUGAGCUCGCAGAAGGGGCUCGGGUCGUGGGCAUUGAGUUCCCGGCCAAGUACGAGGGAGAGUGGGCCAUGGGCUGGCACGACGGCGAGUACAAGAGCGUGCCCGUCGACGUGCUGAGGCUCGAGGUGCCGGGGCGGGGGCAGGUGAGGAUGGGAGCGGCGAGCGGUGUCGAGGCUGUGGCCAAGUGGCGGUUUGCGCCGAAGGGCAAGGACGUUGACUGGCUGCGUUUCGACAAGGGCGAGGUCAUUACCAACAUUACCUGGUCCUCCGAAGAGCACUGGUGCUGGUCUGGCAAGAACAACAAGGGCCAGUGGGGGUUGUUCCCGCAGAUCUUUGUCGAUUCGAACACGGUGCGGGAGCUCGGGCAGUCUGAGCGGGCUGGCGACCGAAGGGGCUCCGCCGGGAUGCUCGCGAGGCUGGCGAUGCGCAAGGGAUCGCUUCGGCCGUCAAGCUUGACGGGAUCGUCGCGUGGACUGUACUAG
Molecule: messenger RNA, 2352 nt
Organism: Verticillium dahliae VdLs.17
Lineage: Eukaryota; Fungi; Ascomycota; Sordariomycetes; Glomerellales; Plectosphaerellaceae
Exons: 4
Coding region: 1-2352 (783 amino acids)
Molecular function (GO): protein binding
Source: RefSeq, a predicted model, not a curated record